AUGAAGCCUAAAAGUGAAAGUAAGGAUGGUAAACUUGCAGUGAGAGAAGCAGUGAACAAAUUUCUAGAGAGAAGAAAUGCUCCUGGCUCUCAAGGCAAGAAGAAACUAGAUGAUACUAAUAAUGCCCAGAACUGUGAUUUCCCAAAGCGGGAUAAAGGCAAAUAUGAGAAGGGGAAGCAAGCCGCCGAGGGAAAAUUAACUGGCAAAGAUCUAGAGGAGAGGGAAUGUGGUAGAAGUGCAGGCUGUGAUGAUGAUGAAAUGAAUGAUUCAGACUGGGAGGACUGUCCGGUUCCUAGUCAUGAUGAUACUGCGGUUGAUGCUUACGCCGAUGAAACCAGAGACUUAACCAUAGAAUUUGAUCGUGUACCUGAGACUAAGAGGCAAAAGAAUGUUUACCGUGCAACAGCAGAAGACAAGGAACGGGCGGAACUUGUCCAUAAGGUUCACUUGCUCUGUCUGCUUGCAAGAGGAAGGAUAGUUGAUAACGCUUGUAAUGAUCUACUGAUUCAGGCUUCCCUGCUUUCACUUCUACCAUCAUACUUGUCAAAAGUAUCAAAUCUUGAGAGCGUUACUGUUAGGGAUAUAGCCCCUCUUCUUCGUUGGGUUCGUGGAAACUUUUCUGUUAGGUGUACUCCCAGUUCUGAGAAAUCUUUCCGUACUUCCCUAGCAUUUGCUAUCGAGUCUCGUAAAGGCACAGCUGAAGAGCUUGGAGCACUGGUCGUUGCUUUGCUUAGAGCAUUAAAUCUCACAGCUCGGUUUGUGUCUAUUCUUGACGUUGCAUCCUUGAAACCAGGGGCCGAUAAGGAUGAAUCUCCAGGUCGAAAUAGAGCUAAAACGAAGCAAAGCAUAUUCAGGAAUUCAACUCUUAUGGUGCCGAAGCAGCAAACCAUCUCGUCAUCCCCAAAUAAAUCUUCUUCCCAUAUUAAGAAUAAAAGUAUCUGUGAAACCUCUGAGCCUCAGCAUGAUCCGUUGCAAGAGAAAAUGGUCAACUCAUCUUGUGAAGCAGGAAUGUCCACCAAAUCCGACGGAACAAGGAGGAAAGGGGAUGUUGAGUUUGAGAUGCAAUUAGCCAUGGCUUUGACUGCAACUGCAGACAACCAACAGAGCCCUAAAGUGAACGAGAAAAAGAAAAGGCGAGAAAUGACAAAUACCAGUUAUGGCUUGUCAGUUUCUGACCAAGUAAUGUCCACGGCUAUUGGUUCUAAGAAAGUGGAGUCUCCUCUUUGUUGGGCUGAGGUGUAUUGCAGUGGAGAAAACAUGGAUGGGAAAUGGGUCCAUCUGGAUCCUGUUAAUGGAAUGAUAGAUGCAGAGCAAACUGUAGAAGCUGCAGCUGCUGCAAGCAAAACCCUUCUUAGAUAUGUUGUCGCCUUUGCUGGUGGUGGAGCCAAAGAUGUCACUCGCAGGUACUGUAUUAAGUGGCACACGAUAUCAUCCAAACGGGUGAGUUCACUGUGGUGGGAUAUGGUAUUAGCACCUUUAAGAGAACUAGAGUCAGCCACAGUUGGGGGUUCAGCUCUAAGCAAACACCGUGAAGGCUAUGCUCCAAGAAAUUCCAGUAGCCUAAACCAUGUUGCUAACAAAGCUUGCUCGAGUAGCUCGUCCUUUGGUAUAAGGAGUGCUCUUGAAGAUAUGGAGUUAGCUACUCGGGCACUUACCGAGCCUCUUCCCACUAACCAGCAGGCCUAUAAAAGUCACGAACUCUAUGCUAUUGAGAAAUGGCUUCACAAGAACCAGAUACUACACCCAAAAGGUCCGGUUGUGGGAUUUUUCUCUGGUCACCCCGUUUAUCCACGGACCUGUGUGCAGACUCUUAGAACAAAACAAAGAUGGCUUCAUGAUGGGCUACAACUUAAGGCCAAUGAAGUUCCCGUAAAGAUUCUGAAGCGUAACUCGAAGCUCAAAAAAGUAAAAGAUAGUGGAGAUGGGGACAAGGUCAUUGAAGAGGGUUCUCAGUGCAUGGAACUAUACGGAAAGUGGCAAAUGGAACCAUUGUGUCUCCCUCACGCUGUUAAUGGAAUUGUGCCUAAGAACGAGCGUGGUCAAGUUGAUGUCUGGUCUGAGAAAUGUCUCCCGCCAGGAACAGUCCACAUAAGGAUUCCUCGAAUACAUUCGGUUGCUAAGAGAUUUGGAAUAGAUUAUGCACCUGCAAUGGUUGGUUUCGAGUACAGAAGUGGACGUGCUAAUCCUGUUUAUGAAGGUAUUGUGGUCUGUACCGAGUUCAAAGAUACAAUCUUAGAGGCAUAUGCAGAAGAGCAAGAAAAGAGAGAAGAAGAGGAGAGAAGACGAAAUGAAGCAGAAGCAGCUUCGAGAUGGUAUCAGCUUCUGUUGUCUAUCUUAACCCGUGAAAGUUUGAAAAACCGUUACGCCGAUAACUCAAAGGAGGUGGAAACGAGGAGUUUGGUAGCGAAAACAGAGACGGUCGCGAAGGCGGAGAAUGUGAAAUCACCUACAAAGCAAGGAGGGGUUAAGAGAGGAAGAGAGUCUCGUAGUGAAGAUGAAAGCCAUGAGCAUGUGUUUCUUGAUGAGCAAGAAACGUUUGAUGAGGAAACCUCUGUGAAAACCAAACGCUGCAAAUGUGGCUUCUCUGUCCAAGUUGAACAGAUGUAA
Messenger RNA from Microthlaspi erraticum, 2607 nucleotides. The record is from the annotation of a GenBank genome assembly. Lineage: Eukaryota; Viridiplantae; Streptophyta; Magnoliopsida; Brassicales; Brassicaceae.